Anopheles marshallii is the source of this 948-nucleotide messenger RNA. Its product is annotated as regulator of microtubule dynamics protein 1-like. The transcript is spliced from 3 exons. Gene Ontology annotation, molecular function: microtubule binding. Lineage: Eukaryota; Metazoa; Arthropoda; Insecta; Diptera; Culicidae. The record is from RefSeq and is a predicted model, not a curated record. Bases 1 to 948 code for a protein of 315 amino acids. Gene Ontology annotation, cellular component: cytoplasm; mitotic spindle pole; spindle microtubule.
AUGAUUGUACACAACGGUGGCAUCGUCAUUAUUCAACGGUACGGCCGAUUACUAAUCAACGCGCUACGUAUCACAAAAGAGGUGGUGAUCGGACGCAACAAUCCGACGUUCUUAAGGCGCAGACUGCAAGCUGCUGGUAGCAAACAAAAGUUAACCGUUCCGGUGCGGCCGCUCUUAUUCGUGACGUCAUAUUCGUUGUUUUCCUCCAAGGAGAAGAAGAUAGAUUCACCAGCGAACGCUAAAAUGGCGGAAGACGGUGUAAAAUCGCUUAGCGAGACCAUUCAGCACGCAGAUCAGCUUUUUGACGAGAACAACUUCCAAGAUGCAUACGAUCUGUUGCAGAAGUACCCGACACAGGAAACGUACGAUAUCAAGUGGCGACUGGCGAGAGUGACGUUCUCACUAUCGAAACCCCAACCAAGCCCUCGGAAAGAAGAACUGGUGCGGGAAGCGUUCCGUUACGCGGAGGAAGCCCUUAAGCUGAACGAUGCGGAUUUUGCGUCCCACAAGUGGUAUUCGAUCUUGCUAGACGCUAAAAGCAGCUUGGAUGGUAUCAAGGAGCGCGUAACGCAACUUGAAACGGUCAAACAGCACAUGCAGCGAGCGGUUGAGUUGAACCCGAACGAUCCGACCAGCUGGUACAUCUUGGGCCAUUUCUACUACGGGCUGGCCGAUUUGCCCUGGUACCAGCGGAAAAUUGUGUCGACAAUUUUCGCAACUCCACCCACCGGUACGUACGAGCAAGCGCUGGAAUGCUUCGAGAAGGCCGAAUCAACACAGGCAAACUUUUACUCCAUGAAUCACCUGAUGCUGGCCAAAACAUAUCAGGCCCUGAAGCAGGCGGAAAAGGCAAAAGAAUUCAUGACACUGGCUGCCAACGUGGCUGUGCUGAACGAGGACGACAAGCAGUGCAAGGAGGAGGCAACGAAACUGUUGAAGAAAAUGUAA